Mercenaria mercenaria is the source of this 1019-nucleotide messenger RNA. RefSeq names its product chymotrypsinogen A-like. The transcript has 9 exons. Gene Ontology annotation, molecular function: serine-type endopeptidase activity. Gene Ontology annotation, biological process: proteolysis. The record is from RefSeq and is a predicted model, not a curated record. Bases 108 to 950 code for a protein of 280 amino acids. NCBI's taxonomy places the organism in Eukaryota, Metazoa, Mollusca, Bivalvia, Venerida, Veneridae.
UCAUUUAGUAUUUCGCAACACCAUGCCUUAUCUUUGGAGAUUUGAUACGAUCAGUCAGCCGGCGAACUAGGGUUCAAAAACGUAGAAUUGAUAUAGAAACGUGAGAAAUGAGGAUCGUGAUACUUAUAAGCCUUAUGGCAGCUGCGCAUGCCCAGCAAACAGCUGUGCAGUGCGGUGUACCAGUUGUUCAGCCUAAAACGAGCCGCAUAGUGGGUGGAACUGUAGCUGUUCCUGGUUCCUGGCCUUGGAUGACACUGAUUGCGGACAGUUUUGGUUUUAUCUCUGGAUCCGGCGCAAUCAUUGACUCUAACGUAGUACUCACUUCGGCACAACAUUUUGAAGGAGUGGGCUACAGUGUUUUCGACCUUAACUUGCACAAUUGGCGGUUGUACGCCGGUGAAUACAAUAUUAAGACCCAAGAUCCCCAUGAAAAAUCUUACCACAUUAGACGUGUCGUCCUACAUCCAGGAUAUAACACCACAAGUCUGGAGAACGACAUCGCCCUCAUCAUCACUGUGGAACCAAUCAUGUGGAAUGACCAUACCCGCCCAGCAUGUAUUGCCGACGGUGGUCACACAUACACUGUUGGAACGCAAUGUUACCUUCCCGGAUGGGGAAGCACUGAAACAACCGGAAACGAGGAAGUCCUUAACCAGCUGAACUAUCCUAUCUUAGAUGACAGUGUCUGCGCCAACCACUGGACCGACUUUCUACCUUAUACCGAGAUCUGUGCCGGCUACGAAAAUCAACUUAAAGACUUCUGCGGGGAUGAUAUUGGAAGUCCGCUGAUGUGCAAGGAUCAGAGUGGAGCCUGGUAUGUUACAGGUAUCGCAUCUUCCGGCGGUAACUGUACGACUGCUGAUGAACCAGGAAUAUUCGAGGAUGUAACCAUGUACACAGACUGGAUAAAGAAGACUAUGGAAGAAGCCGGUUAUCCUUAUCAGUUUUAAGCUGUCACGCUUUCAGUACAUGACUACUUGUAAGAGGUUUAAGAAAACAAAUAAAUUCAACAUACACAG